Molecule: messenger RNA, 309 nt
Organism: Musca vetustissima
Lineage: Eukaryota; Metazoa; Arthropoda; Insecta; Diptera; Muscidae
Product: general odorant-binding protein 28a-like
Exons: 2
Coding region: 16-309 (97 amino acids)
Molecular function (GO): odorant binding
Source: RefSeq, a predicted model, not a curated record
GUCGAUAUAGAGGAAAUGUUGGAAAGAAAACCAGCCUCAACAAUGGAAGGAAAAUGUUUGCGUGCAUGUCUAAUGAAAAAGUUCGAAAUGAUGGACACCUCUGGAAAAUUUGCCACAGAAAUUGCUUUGAAACAUGCCGAAAAAGUAACCGAUGGCAAUGCUGAUAAAAUGAAAGUAGCUUCGGAAAUAAUUAAUGCAUGUGCCAACAUUCAAGUCUCAUCGGAUCAUUGUCAAGCAGCUGAAGAUUAUGGCAAAUGUUUUAAGCAGCAGGCUAAUGCUCGUGGAAUCGAUGAAAAUUAUCAAUUUUAA